CUCGGGUGAACCCUCCUCCUCCCCCCUUCGUGUCUCCUCCGAGCAUCUUUAAUAAGACACAUGCUCUUGGUUUGAGCCGCUCACUCGCAUCGCUCUCUCCUGGCGCCGCCCCAGCAGCAGCGGGCCGCCCGCCUCCCUGCCAGCCGGCCGCGAGCUCCAUGGGUUGAACUUCCAGAAGCGCCACAUUUCUCCUCUCCUCUCCUCUCCUUUUUUUUUCUUUCUCUCCACUCUCCUCCUCCUCCUCCACGCCAGUCUUCUGCGGAGCCCUCCUCAACCUCCUUCUCCCGUCUGUCCAUCCAUCCAUCCCACCAUCCAUCCAUCCAUCCCUCAAGCCUCGCUCCGUGUCACUGCGAGACUACCGCCCCUGAGCUCGUUUGAAAUCGCAGCCGCGCGCCGUCGAGCAGAGGAGAGAGCGAGGGGGAGAGAGAGCGCGAGCGACAGAGAGGGGGAGAGAGAGAGAGAAGAGAGAGAGGGGGAGAGAGAGAGAGAGAGAGAGAGAGAGCGGUAGCUGCAGAGCGCAGCGGAGAGGAGGAAUCCGCUUCCCCCCUGCAGAAGAAGAAAAGGGAUCCACCUGUCUCGGCGUGGAAGAGGGGUGGUGGUAGGGGUAGGGGUAGGGGGGGGUCCUACCUGAUCUGUCCGGCCACAAGGGGGGGAAGGGGGGGACCCCCGCCUGGCCGGGACGGCAGCAGGGACUAUGCAGCUGGGACUGGUGGCGCUGGCAAUGGUCUUCCUCGGCUCCAUGGGUCACGGCGAUGUCCUCAAGCUCAGCAAGGCGAGGAGACAGAGACGGAUUAGCACUGAGGGGCCACCAUCUUGUCCGAAGGGGUGCGAUCGCUGCUCCGAGUAUAAUGGCUGUGUGAAGUGUAAACCUAAACUCUUCAUCUUCCUGGAGCGCAAUGAUAUUCGUCAGAUCGGCGUGUGCCUGGCCUCCUGCCCCGUGGGAUACUUUGGCAUGAGAAACCCAGAAACCAACAGAUGCACCCAAUGUAAAAUAGAAAAUUGCGAGGCGUGUUUCAAUCGCAACUUUUGCACAAAAUGUAAGGACGGCUUGUAUUCCCACAGAGGGCGAUGUUAUGUCAGUUGCCCUCCGGGCCUAACCACCGUCAAUGGGACCAUGGAGUGUGCAGGUCAGCCCGCUGUCGAGUGUGAGCUCGGUGAGUGGAGCCAGUGGGGUCCCUGUAUGAAGAAGAACAAGACAUGUGGUUUCAAGAGAGGCUCGCAGUCCAGGGUGCGAGAGCCUCUCCAGCAGGUCUCUGGCCUGGACAGUUCCGUGGCCCCUGUGACCUCAGAACCGCCAUGUGCUCCGCAGACAGAGAGAAGAAAGUGCAGUGUGCUCAAGACCCCUUGCACAAGAGGCAAGAAGAACAAGGGCGACCGGAAGGAUGAGCCGAGCAAGAAGGAAAAAGAGAGCGGAAGAGGGCGAGGGAAAGAGGGGAAAGAGGGCAGCAAGGAUGGAGGCGGCGGGGGCAAGAAGCGAAAAGGGCAGGGCAGGACCAGCACCACCACCGCCGCCGCCACCGUCCUCAGCAUCACAACGACCUCCGUCACCUAACGUCCCCCAACCAGCCGGGUGGGGACCAACAAUCGGCGAAAAAAAAAUAAAAAUAAAAAAAUCUGACCCAAAAGAAAAAAAAAAAAAGGAGACGAGGCCUCACCCGUUGGCGCUGGCCACAGCCUCCAAAAAAAAGACGACAAAUAUCAAACUGAUGAUGAUGAAGGGAAGGAGUAAUGCUGCUAUGCUAUUUGUGAAGAUGCACAAAGAAAACUGGAGGAUUUCUUCAAACGUAUGUUUUAAGCGAGAGAGGAGCGCCGCUGCGAGGAGACGGACGAGCUGGAUCGGUGGUAACCAGAGAGACUUGUUCCGCUGCGAUGUUCACCGCUGGCCAAUGUAAUGACAUUACACCAGAUUGUGGUUUGACAUGGUUCAUUUCAGCCCUAAUGAAACAAUAUAAGACCCUCCCGAGCAACGGAGAGAUCCUGCGUCGGACAAAAAUGUGAGCCAGGAGGGCCCUGAUAAUGAUCGAGGGAUCUCUGCAAUCUGUUCUACUCCACGGUGUAUUUUUCCCAGCCUGGUUUUCAUUUGUUUUUUGUGUUUGUGAGAAGUAGCAGACAGAUUUUCUCAAGAGCCGUUGUACGUGAUGUAGAGAAAAUGAACAGUAUUAAGGAGUCUUUGUACCUUUUUAUUUCUUAUUGAGAGAUGAAACACACACACACACACAAAAAAAAAAAAAGAGGCACUGGAACUCAUUUGUGGUUGUUUAGGAAGGAAGGGAAAGAGGUCGGGACAGUAUAUAUUUUUGGAUAGGAGGGAAUUCAUUAGAAAACACGCCCUGCGAAAGGAUGUGGGGGGGUGGGGGGGGGGGAUUAGUUGGAGCUCAGCACAAAUCCCGCUCCGGUGUCUGACAAAAGUUCAGCCAUUCGAUAGCUCACUUGUUUGUUUCCAAUUAGAUGUUGCCGUUCAUUACGGAGAAUAACCUCUGCACAAAAAUGAGGGAUGAACAAACCUGGGAAUGUGCAUGGGAAAAAGGUUGCAUGUGUGCGUGCAUGUGUGUGUGUGUGUGUCCCUGUGUGCACGAGUGUGUGCAUCUGCUGCCGAAGCUCUGCAAAAACAAGGCCUGCGAGCUCUCUCGUGGACGUAUGUAAAGCCGUGUGCUUGUGUGUCUGCACGAAUAGGACGGAAGGGAAAAAACAAGGACCACCGUUAACGUGCCGCAGCGAUAUAUCAAAAAGCAUGGGCGAAAGGUUGCACGUGUGUGCGUGUGUGUGUGUGUGUGUGUGUCCCUGCUUGCAUGUGUGCACGAGUACCUGCAUCUGUUCCCGAAGCUCUGCAAAAACGAGGGCUGCGAGCUCUCUCCUGGACGUACGAGAAGCCGCGUACUUGUGUGUGGAGUCCGUAUACGUCCCUGCACGAAUAGGACACAAGGGGGAAAAAAAACAACAAGGACCACCGUUAACGUGCUGCAGUAUAUCAAAAAAGCAUAACCGUACAAUAACGACAAGCCUAUGAUUAUUAUGUAAGCCAUCAGCUGCUCAGUAACCGUGCGCUCGCAGCAGGGUUGGAGAUAUCGCACAGCCAUAACAUUGCCCGCUGCUCAAAUCUCAGAGUAACCGUCUCAUUUUACACAAUUAUAGUACAAAAUAAAAAAUAAAAAAACCUCGGCUUUGCGGCAUCACGAGUACAGUGAAACGUUUCUUUUUAGAAGUAUUUAUACCACCGGACACGACUAGUUUGAGUGAUUAUUGUCACCUGCUUUGUUUAGCUUCCUCUGGGUCUGUUUGCUUUACACGAGCUAUUAGCUUCAUGAGAAGGUACACAAUACAUUAUUCAUUCAUAUUAUGGCUUGUGACGCUGAAUAUGUCCAUUUCUGUUUAUCAUCAAUCAUAAGGAGUAUUAUUAUUAUUAUCAUCAUGUAUAUCUUAUUUGGUGAAAGCUUAAUAAAGUUCAGAUUAA
Messenger RNA from Lampris incognitus (smalleye Pacific opah), 3451 nucleotides. RefSeq names its product R-spondin 1 (gene rspo1). The record is from RefSeq and is a predicted model, not a curated record. NCBI's taxonomy places the organism in Eukaryota, Metazoa, Chordata, Actinopteri, Lampriformes, Lampridae. The transcript is spliced from 5 exons. The coding region runs from base 695 to 1552 and encodes 285 amino acids.